This is a messenger RNA of Hibiscus syriacus, 1315 nucleotides long. Its product is annotated as phytochrome-associated serine/threonine-protein phosphatase. Gene Ontology annotation, cellular component: cytoplasm. The coding region runs from base 176 to 1087 and encodes 303 amino acids. The transcript has 10 exons. Gene Ontology annotation, molecular function: protein serine/threonine phosphatase activity. The record is from RefSeq and is a predicted model, not a curated record. Gene Ontology annotation, biological process: peptidyl-serine dephosphorylation. NCBI's taxonomy places the organism in Eukaryota, Viridiplantae, Streptophyta, Magnoliopsida, Malvales, Malvaceae.
CAGCCAGCGAGAGAGAGAGAGAGUGGCCAUUGAAAUUUUCUUCGUCGGGUAGCUUUUCUCCUCCGUUUAAAACCCUAGAUACAAGGAGAAGAGCUAGAAAUUCUAAAUCUGUUUCAUUUCCCACCUCCGAGAGUACUGCCAAAGUAAAAAUUAUUCGAAUUACGAAGACGAAUCGAUGGAUUUGGAUCAGUGGAUAGCAAAGGUUAAAGAAGGGCUGCAUCUUUUGGAAGACGAGCUUCAGCUUCUUUGUGAAUACGUAAAAGAAAUUCUCAUUGAGGAGUCCAAUGUGCAACCUGUCAACAGUCCGGUUACUGUUUGCGGUGAUAUCCAUGGUCAGUUUCAUGAUCUAAUGAAACUUUUUCGGACAGGAGGUCAUGUACCAGAGACAAAUUACAUUUUUAUGGGAGAUUUUGUGGAUCGAGGUUAUAAUAGUCUUGAAGUUUUCACUAUUCUUUUGCUUCUUAAGGCAAGGUACCCAGCUAAUAUCACUCUCUUGCGUGGGAAUCAUGAAAGCAGACAACUAACUCAGGUUUAUGGUUUCUAUGAUGAGUGCCAAAGGAAGUAUGGAAAUGCUAAUGCAUGGCGGUAUUGUACAGAUGUUUUUGACUACCUUACGCUCUCAGCAAUUAUAGAUGGGACUGUACUCUGUGUACAUGGUGGUCUUUCUCCUGACGUAAGAACAAUUGAUCAGAUUAGGGUAAUUGAUCGUAACUGUGAAAUCCCUCAUGAAGGUCCAUUCUGUGAUCUCAUGUGGAGUGAUCCUGAAGAUAUUGAAACAUGGGCUGUCAGUCCACGUGGAGCAGGUUGGCUAUUUGGGUCCAGGGUCACAUCCGAGUUCAACCACAUAAAUAAUCUUGAUCUUGUUUGUCGAGCUCACCAACUCGUGCAAGAAGGUCUAAAGUAUAUGUUUCAAGAUAAAGGCCUAGUAACUGUAUGGUCCGCCCCGAAUUAUUGUUACCGAUGUGGGAAUGUAGCUUCUAUAUUGAGCUUCAAUGAGAAUAUGGAGAGAGAAGUGAAGUUCUUCACUGAAACUGAAGAAAACAAUCAGAUGAGAGGGCCCAGGACUGGAGUUCCAUAUUUCUUGUAAUCAAAUGGAGUUAUACUCGUAAAAUUACCCCAAAGUUUCGGUUCCUCGAAAGAGGCGGAACAAGAAAAGCAUCGAUACGUUGUUUCCAUGUCCUGGUAAAUUUCUGGUCCAAUCUUGGCUGCAAUAAGCCUUUAAAUCUUCGUCUUUAAUUUCAUGUUCAUUCCCAUACCAUUGGUAUUAACGUAUGCUACUUGAUGUUUAGUUAAUGACUUGAUGACUGGUUUUGAA